Cyphomyrmex costatus is the source of this 3918-nucleotide messenger RNA. RefSeq lists its product as uncharacterized. The record is from RefSeq and is a predicted model, not a curated record. NCBI's taxonomy places the organism in Eukaryota, Metazoa, Arthropoda, Insecta, Hymenoptera, Formicidae. The transcript has 6 exons. The coding region runs from base 154 to 3918 and encodes 1254 amino acids.
CUGUCUACUUAACCUAUUGGGUUAAGUAGACUAUAUUAUAAAAAAAAUAUUUGUCUAAUCAAGAAAAUUCAAAAUUGAAAAGUUUAAAUCGAGAAUGAUUUUAAGGGUGGAAGAUAAAUUUGAAGUUAUCGGUUUUGAAAUUUCGGCUACGCGAUGUUUGGCUUGCCUCUUGAACUACAAAUAUUAUCCGUGAAUAUCUUAGGCCUGGUUAGCAUUACUUUAAACUGGAACUUGUUCAAGUGGGACCAGCAGCUAGAGAAGAUCUCGAACGUCUCAGUUUCACAAUCCGAUGAAUUAGAUGUAAAAAAUAUCGACUGGCUUAAGACGAUUCUAUCUUGGAUUGUCAUCGCACGAUUCAUCAUCGAUCGCAUCUCGCCCCUCGCAUAUAUGGCUAAUAUCUACACAGUAGUGACGCGAAGCCGGCAGAAUUUGCUCAAAUUUUGGAUGGCUACAAAGAAAAGCUUUCCGACGUCGCUCCUCGUUGAGUUUGUUGUAGACAAAACAAUAUUUCUGGUUAUCUCAACCGGCAAAUUAUGGACGACUCUCAAGUGGUAUAUGCAGCUACGAAGAGUGACGAAAAUUCGCAGAUUUACAAUAAUAGCGAGGAGAAGUAUCGCAAAUAUCACUAAUGUUCCCGGCAGAAUCGGUCGUUCGCUGGAUGACGAAUGUCUUGGUAUAGCGAUAAUUAGACGAGGCAAGUAUGCGAGUUUGUUAAAUCUAGGCAGGCUCUCGGAGGAAUCGUCCAGCAGAACAACCACAAAAUCCUUGACGACCUUAGUCACUGACGACACGAAUGGCACAAAUGGUACGAAUGGCGCAAACAAUUACAAUUCCGACGACUUGAGCGUGGCUGAAAAAUCGAUGAGGAUGCUGAAUGUAACCGCGGAGGAUGUGAUGGACGCGCGUGCCAGAAUACAAGAGCGAUCUUAUUGGGACGAGCAAGAUGCGAUUGCGAAAAUACCUGAAGUGAUAGAAGAAGUAAUAAAGCAACUUCCUCUGGAAAAGAACGAAGAAAAAAUAAUCAAUGCAACAAAAAAUACACAGCUAACGGAGGAUAAUUUAAAGAAAACUGUAAAUAAUACUUUAAGAAAAAAAGACAUUAUAAAGAAUCUUCCAGUAAAGAAAGAAAAGGAAACAAGUAAUAAAGAAACUAUUCUGGUUGAUAAGAAAGAACAGAUUUUGACUGGAAGUCAGGAAGAAGUAAUAAUGCAACUUCCUUCGAAAAAGAACGAAGAAGAAAUAAUCAAUGUAGCAAGAAAUACACAGCUAAUGGAGGAUAAUUUAGAAAAAAUUGUAAGUCGUAUCUUGAGAAAAAAAGACAUUACGGAGUAUCUUCCAGUGAAGAAAGAAAAGGAAGAAGGUAAUAAAGAAACUAUUCUGCUUGAUGAGAAAGAACAGAUCUUGACUGAAAAUCAGGAAGAUGUUUCAUUGGAAAUAAAAAAUGUCGCAUCUGACAAAGUGAAUCACGCAAAAUCAACGGGAUCUCAUGAUAUUUAUGUGACAUCAAAGAAGAAAAGGAAAGAGAAAAAGGAAGGAGUUGAAAAGAUCGUGCAGUGUCCUUCGUUCCAGAGUAUGAAUGCAAGAAACACAGAGGCUAAGCCUUGUGCUUCCCUCGUGAGAAAAUUAAAAGCAAAACUUUGUCCCGUUCUUAUAAAUCAAGAGAAGUGGAUCGAUAGAGUUGAUCGUGAAGGGUACCCUUACGAAGUCAAUACACAAUUAACGCCAACUAGUUCAAGCGCAAGUAAAAAAGAACGUCAUAAGAUUUCGAACAUCUCAUGCGGGUGCCAUCGUGCUUUGCGUAAAAAUAGAAAACACGUGCAAUCGAUCGGUAGCGAUGGUAAAAAUAUCGAAUAUGAUAUUAAUAGAAAAGAAUUCAAAUCUUUCAGACCUAUCGUCAAUAUGCAGAGAAGCAGGAUCGACAAAUCCACGUUUAAAUAUUCAGAAGCGUACCGUUUAAAGAAGCAAAUUCAGAAAUGGGAAGAAUAUCGCGGUAAGCACUCCUGGGGAAGCAAGUCUCUAGCCGAAACUGCACGUUCCUCGGGAUACGCAAAGAACGUCUUUAAUACGUCUGAUAAGUUGUCAGUUAUAAAUUGUCGAAAGAACGUUCAGACUGACACUUGUGAUGAGUCGAUGAUGAUGAGCGAUUCUUUGAGUGAACGACACAGAUUGAAAUACAGUCAGAAGCGAAGUAAACGACCGGUUAAUUUGCGUCCCGUUUACAAUGUGACAUCGUUUAGAGAAAAUUCGGAGACAUGUAAAACGAAGAUGAAAGCUUUAGAAAUUAAUAAUAAUUUUACGUUGGAAAAUAACACAGAAACAGAAGCGAGAAAAAAGUGUGAUCUGCUGCUGGCGAAUCGCAAACUGUCGAUCGAGCAACGCGAAGCGAUAGAAUUGAAGGCAUUAAAAGCUUAUAACGAGCUUACCUUGUCAGAAGAUAAGAGAGAAUUGGAAGUAAGGAAGGACCGAGAUUUAUCGUUGAAUUACGGACGAUCGGCGAAGGAAUCCGAAGUACCAGAGAUGAAAGUUUUAAAAACUUAUAAUGAUUCCUUACUGGAGGAUAAAAAGGAGAUGGAGAGAACUAGAAGACAUAAUUUGUCGCCAAGUUCCCAGCAAUCGAUUGAUGAACGAUGUAUCCCGAGAGUUCGUAACGAACUUGAACGAUCGGGAAGCAAGAGAGAGUUGCAAACUAGGAGAAAACGCGAUUCAUCGAGAGAUGAAACGCCAUCGGAAUGCGAAAAAAUUGUCGAGACUCCAGCGAGCGUCUCUAAUCGUCUUUCAAUAGGUAGUUGGGAGAGUACCAUGAUCUCCACACAUCAGAACGUGAACAGCAAUUUUAGUCUGAACGAUCGUUACGCAAGACAGGCGCAUAUGUCAUUGAAUCUCUGGGAGAUCACAAGGAACAUUGAAUGGACCGUUCAUCCGCGAGGUAUUAUACUCACCAAUAAGAAUCUGCAAGGUCAAUUCUUAGAGAAUGGGAGAUUUCGCGAAAACCAACAACGCGACAUUGUUGAUGACAACACUGCAAGCAUGUUGCACAGCGCUUUCUUCUUUAAACCCGAGAUCAUAACGCGAGUCUUUCGGCGCGAUCACACCCAGACGAGGAUUGAUCAGUUCUUCUCGAGAUUUCCGACAUUCCUACGGCAAGACUUCAACACGGAGUUUGUUUGUCAAAUGAACAAUGAGGUGAUCGUGCGCCACUGGAACUCGCCGUUCGACUACGAUCUCGAACGGAUGAUGGGAAACGAUCGAAACGAUCUUAGAGAGCAGUUCAACACUAAUGACAAUCGCAAUACCACAAGCGAACAUGAUCACGAUCUAUGUAUAAUAGUUAUUGGUCAGGAACAGGUUUCCAACGAAUCGCAAACUGCGAUAGAAGAUUCGACGACCGUCGAAACUCAGGAAAACACGCGUUCGAGCAUUGAAAGUACUCAAAUGACGAAUAUUUUAGUAUUCAAUGAAAAUCAUAAUCGCGUGGAUAAUGCAACCAACGAUAAUUUGCCAGUUCAAUUGAUCACAGAUGUAUUAAGAAACUUCAAUAUCGAAAUAUCAGAAGGAAACAUAUACGAUGAUGCAUUGCCAAUUGAAGAGUGCGAAGACGUGAGUAAUGUGAAUGUAUAUAACGAUCCUCAAUCUCGAGAAUUUAAUAUGGAUGACAUAAAUCUCGACGAAGAAAAUAAUGAGUGUGAUGGAAUUUCUUCACAUAAAAAUGAGGAUAUUGAUGAUACAAUCCAUAAAAUUGAGCAACCUUUCAAUUUAAGCGAUAAUUUUCUGAAUAACAUGCAUUCAGACGAUAAGCUCCAGCAAGAUGAUAGUUUUUAUAAUAGAAACGAUGAUCCAGGAACACCAGUUUCGUUUGACGACAAUAGUUUGAUGGAGGAAUUUUUAAACGAUCCCGUGCCGCCCUUAAACUCUUCUUAA